Molossus molossus (Pallas's mastiff bat) is the source of this 13677-nucleotide messenger RNA. RefSeq names its product apolipoprotein B (gene APOB). The record is from RefSeq and is a predicted model, not a curated record. Gene Ontology annotation, molecular function: cholesterol transfer activity; low-density lipoprotein particle receptor binding. The coding region runs from base 1 to 13677 and encodes 4558 amino acids. Gene Ontology annotation, cellular component: low-density lipoprotein particle; mature chylomicron; very-low-density lipoprotein particle. Lineage: Eukaryota; Metazoa; Chordata; Mammalia; Chiroptera; Molossidae. The transcript is spliced from 29 exons. Gene Ontology annotation, biological process: lipoprotein transport; cholesterol transport; triglyceride mobilization.
AUGGGCCCGCCGCGGCCGGCGCUGCUGGCGCUGCUGCUGCUGCUGAUCGCCCAGGGCGCCCGGGCAGAAAAAGACCAAGUGCUGGAAAAUGUCAGUCCAAGCUGUUCAAAAGGCGCAACUCGGUUCAAGCACCUCCGGAAGUAUGUGUACGACUAUGAAGCCGAGAGCUCCAGCGGAGUCCCGGCGACCACAGACUCAGCGAGUGUCACCAAGAUCAACUGCAAGGUCGAGCUGGAGGUUCCCCAACUCUGCAGCUUCAUCCUGAAGACAAGCCAGUGCACCCUGAAGGAGGUGUCUGGCUUCACCCCUGAGGGCAAGGCCUUGCUGAGGGAGGCCGAGAACUCGGAGGAGUUUUCUGCGGCCAUGUCCAGGUCCGAGCUCAGGCUGGUCAUUCCCGAAGGGAAACAAGCUUUACUUUACCCAGACAAGGAGGAGCCCAAACACAUCCUGAACAUCAAGAGAGGCAUCAUUUCCGCCCUCCUGGUUCCCCCGGAAACGGAAGAGGCCAAGCAAGUGUUGUUUCUGGAUUCUGUGUAUGGAAACUGUUCCAGUGACUUUACCGUAAAAACGAGGAAGGGAACCGUGGCCACGGAAAUAUCCAUCGAAAGAAACCUGGAGAAGUGUGAUCGCUUCAAGCCCGUUAGCACCGGGGUGAGCCCGCUUGCUUUGAUCACAGGCAUGACCCGGCCCUUAUCAGCUCAGAUCAGCAGCACCCAGUCCUGCCAGUACACUCUGGACCCCAAGAGGAAGCACGUGUCAGAAGCCAUCUGCAAGGAACAGCACCUGUUCCUGCCGUUCUCCCGCAAGGACAACCAUGGGAUGAUGACACAGGUUACACAGACUUUGAAACUUGAAGACACACCUAAGAUCAACAGCCGCUUCUUUGAUGAAGGCACCAAGGGAGUGAGUCUUGCCUUUGAGACAACCAAGUCCUCGUCGCCGAAGCAGGCCGAGGCCGUCCUGCAGACCCUCCAGGAGCUGCAGCAACUGCCCGUCUCCGCGCAGAAUGCCCAGCGGGCCAACCUCUUCAACAAGCUGGUGACUGAGCUGCGAGGGCUCGACAGCGACGCGGUCACAUCCCUUCUGCCAAAGCUGGUCGAGGUGUCCAGCCCCGUAACUCUGCAAGCCUUGAUUCAGUGCGGACAGCCCCAGUGUUACAUUCACAUCCUCCAGUGGCUGCGAAGCGAGAGAGCCAACCCGCUAGUGAUAGAUGUUGUGACCUACCUGAUGGCCAUGGUCCCGGAGCCCUCAGCCCAGAGGCUGCGGGAGAUCUUUAACACCGCGAAGGAACAGCAGAGCCGGGCGACCUUCUAUGCUCUGAGUCACGUGAUCCUCAACUAUCAUAUGACACACCCUACAGAGACUCAAGACCUGCUAGACAUUGCUGACUACCUGCUGGAGCAGAUUCGUGACGACUGCACGGGGAACGAAGAUCACACCUACUUGAUUCUGAGGGUCAUUGGAAACAUUGGUGGAACCAUGGAGACGCUGACCCCAAGACUCACAUCUGCAGUCCUGAAAUGUGUCAGAAGUACGGCGCCGUCCCUGCUGAUUCAGAAGGCUGCCAUCCAAGCCCUGCGGAAAAUGAAGAACACAGAUGAGGUCCGAGAAGUCCUCCUUCAGACUUUCCUGGAUGCUGCUACCCCAGGGGAUAAGCGACUGGCUGCCUAUCUCAUGCUGAUGAGGAGCCCUUCUCAGUCAGAUGUGAGAAAGAUCACCGAACUCCUCCCAGGGGAACUGAAUGAGCAAGUGAAGAACUUCGUGGCUUCCCACAUCGCCAACAUCUUAAAAUCAGAAGACUUGUAUGUCCAGGGUUUGAAAAGGUUGGUGAAUGAAGCUCUGAAAAAUGCUCAGCUUCCAACUGUCAUGGACUUCAAGACAUUUUCCCGGAGCUACCACUUUUCCAAAUCCGCUUCUCUUCCAUCGCAUGACCCGGUCUCAGCCUCAAUCGAAGGCAAUCUUAUAUUUGACCCAAAUAAUUACCUGCCUAAAGAGAGCAUGCUGAAAACAACCCUCACUAUCUUUGGAUUUGCUCCAGUUGACCUCUUCGAGCUUGGCUUGGAAGGAAAGGGGUUUGAGCCAACAUUGGAAGCUUUGUUUGGGAAGCAAGGAUUUUUUCCAGACAGUGUCAACAAGGCUUUGUACUGGGUUGAUGGUCAGGUUCCUGAUGAUGUCUCCAAGGUCCUGGUAGACCACUUUGGCUACACCAAAGAUGAUAAACACGAGCAGGACAUGGUCAAUGGAAUUAUGCUCAAUGUUCAGAAGCUGAUCAAAGAUUUGAAAUCCAAGGAAUUCCCAGAAGCCAGAGCCUACCUCCGCGUCUUGGGAGAGGAGCUUGGCUUUGUCAGGCUCCAUGACCUCCAGUUCCUGGGAAGGCUGCUCCUGGAUGGUGCGCGUACGCUGAAGGGGAUCCCCCAGAUGAUUGCAAAGGCCAUCACACAAGGUUCACAGAAUGACUUGUUCCUUCACUACAUCUUCAUGGAUAAUGCCUUUGAAGUCCCCACCGGACUUGGGUUACAACUGCAAGUGUCGUCCUCUGGCGUCAUCACUCCUGGGGUCCAGGCUGGGGUGAAACUGGAUAAGAUGCAGGUGGAGCUGGUGGCCAAGCCGUCUGUGUCCGUGGAGUUUGUGACAAAUAUGGGCAUCAUCAUUCCAGACUUUGCUAGGAGCGGGGUCCAAAUGAACAUGAAUUUCUUCCAUGAGACAGGCCUGGAAGCACGAGUUGCCCUAACCUCUGGGCAGCUGAAGUUCAGCAUUCCAGCGCCAAAGAGGCCAAUCAAGCUGCUGAGUGUCAGUAACACGUUGCAUUUGGUCUCUACCACCAAAACCGAAGUGAUCCCACCUGUAAUGGAGAACAUGAAGACCUGGUCAGUUUGCAAGCCUUUCUUGACGGGCAUGAACUACUGCAGCACCGGCGCUUACUCCAACACCAGUUUCUACUAUCCUCUGAUCAGAGACAUCAGGUACGAACUGGAACUGAAGCCAACGGGAGAAGUCGAGCAGUAUUCCGCCAGCGCAUCCUACCAUGUCCAGAAGGAGGGCGAGGCCUGGGUGAACACGCUGAAGUUUGCAACAGAGGCAGAAGGUGUAAACCCGACCGAGGCCACGAUGACAAUCAAAUAUAACCAGCAGACUAAGACUUUGACCAGUGAGAUGCAAAUUCCGGACUUCGGUGUUGACCUUGGGACAGUCCUCAGGGUGAGCGAUGAGUCUGCUGAGGAAGAAACGUCUUACAAACUCACCCUGGACAUUCAGAACAAGAAACUCACCGAGGCCACCUUCACUGGCCACAUAAGCUGUGACAAGAAGGAAGAAGGCAGAAUCAAAGGUGUUCUUUCCAUACCCCGUUUGCAAGCAGAAGCCAGAAGUGAAACCGUCGCCCUGUGGUCUCCCACCAAACUGCUCCUCCAGAUGGACUCAUCCGCUACCGCUUACGGUUCGAUGAUCUCCAAGAAGUUGGCCUGGCGUUACGAUGAAGAGAAGAUUGAAUUCGAAUGGAACGCAGGCACCAAUGUGGAUACCAAAAAGGCGGCCUCCAGCUUCCCCGUGGAUCUCUCUGAUUACCCCAAGAGCCUGAAUACAUACGCCCAUAGUCUCUUGGACCACAGAGUUCCCCAGACAAACAUGACUUUCCGGCACGUGGGUUCCAAAUUCAUAACUGUAACAAGCACAUGGCUCCAGAAGGCAUCCGUGAAUCUUCCUCACACCCAGAAUUUACAAGAUUACCUCAGUGGCCUCAAAAAGUUCAACCUCCAGAAGAUCAGACUGCCAGAGUUCCACAUCCCAGAAAACCUCUUCUUGAAAAGUGAUGGCCGGGUCAAGUACACCUUGAACAAGAACAGGGUGAAAAUGGAGAUUCCUUUGCCUUUGGGUGGCAAAUCCUCCAAAGAUCUAAAGAUGGUGGAGGCCAUUCGGACACCAGUGAUCAACUUAAAAUCUGUGGGAAUCUACCUGCCAUCAAGAGAGUUCCAAGUCCCCGCUUUUACCAUCCCCAAGUCGUAUGAACUGUCGGUGUCUCACUUGGGUGUUCUAGACCUCUCCACAAACAUCUACAGCAACUUGUACAAUUGGUCUGCCUCCUACACUGGUGGCAACACCAGCACAGAGCACUUUAUCCUUCAGGCUCAGUACCGCAUGAAGGCCGACUCUGCGGUCGACCUGCUGUCCUACAGUGUGCAAGGAUCUGGAGAAACAACAUACGACCACAAGAAUACAUUGACAUUAUCAUGUGCUGGAUCUCUACACCACAAAUUUCUGGAUUCGAAUGUCAAAUUCAGCCAUGUAGAAAAGAUUGGGACUAAUCCAGCCUCCAAAGGUUUACUGACAUUCAAUGCAUCUAGUUCCUGGGGACCGCAGAUGUCUGCUUCAGUACAUUUGGACUCAAGAGUGAAAGACCAUUUGUAUAUCAAGGAAGUCAAGAUUGAUGGGCAGUGCGGAGUCUCUUCACUCUAUGCUAACGGUGCAUAUAGCCUGUCUUAUCAAAAGGAUCCUACCACUGGCCAGCGAACCGGAGAGUCCAACCUGAGGUUUAACUCUACCUACCUCCAGGGCACAAAUCAGAUAAUAGGAAGAUAUGAAGAUGGAACCAUCUCCCUCGCUUCCACCUCAGAUCUGCAAGAUGGCAUCGUUAAAAAUACUGCUUACCUCAAAUAUGAGAACUACGAGGUGACUAUGAAAUCUGAUACCACCGGGAAGUACGAGGACUUUGCCACUUCUAGCAAAGUCGAUAUGACCUUCUCUAACCGAAAUGCAUUGCUACGUUCUGAGUAUCAAGCUGAUUACAAGUCACUGAGGUUCUUUGCCCUGCUUUCUGGUUCACUGAAUUCCCAUGGUCUUGAAAUAAAUGCUGACGUCCUGGGCACUGACAAAAUUAAUACUGGUGCUUACAAAGCAACACUAAGGAUUGCUGGAGAUGGACUGUCUACCAGCGCAACAACCAACCUGAAGUACAGUCCCCUGAUGUUGGAGAGUGAGCUGAACUCCGCCCUCGGGCUCUCUGGGGCAUCCCUGAGAUUCACAACCAACGGCCGCUUCCGGGAACACAAUGCAAAAUUCAGCCUAGAUGGAAAAGCUGCCCUCACGGAGGUGUCACUGGGAAGCGCUUAUCAGGCCAUGAUUCUGGGUGUCGACAGCAAAAAUAUUUUCAGCUUCAAAAUUAACCAGGAGGGACUUAAGCUUUCCAGUGACGUGAUGGGCUCAUAUGCUGAAAUGAAACUUCACCACACAAACAGUCUGAACAUCGUGGGGUUAUCACUGGACUUCUCUUCAAAACUCGACAACAUUUACAGUUCUGACAAGUCGUAUAAGCAAACUUUCAAUGUGCAGCUGCAGCCCUAUUCUCUCGUAACGACUUUAAACAAUGACCUGAAAUUCAACGAUCUGGAUCUGACCAACCAUGGGAAAUUGCGGCUGGAACCCCUGAAGCUGACUGUGGGUGGGAACGUAAAAGGAGCCUACCAAAAUAAUGAAAUAAAACACAUGUACACCAUUUCUUAUGCAGACUUGUCAGCGAGUUAUAAAGCAGACACCGUAGCUAAAGUGCAGGACACAGAGGUAAGCCAUCGGCUCAGCGCAAGCAUCACUGGGCUGGCUUCAGCCAUUGACAUCAGCACAAACUACAAUUCGGACUCACUGCGUUUCAGCAACGUUUUUCAUUCUACAGUGGCCCCGUUUACAGUGACCAUCGAUGCACACACAAACGGCAACGGGAAACUGACUCUCUGGGGAGAACACACAGGGCAACUGUACAGCAAAUUCCUCUUGAAAGCAGAACCUCUGGCCCUAACGUUCUCUCAUGAUUACAAAGGAUCCACAAAUCACCAUCUCAUGUCCAGAGGGAGCGUCAAUACUGCUCUAGAUCAUAAAGCCAGUGUCCUGCUCACUCCGGCCGAGCAGACAGGCACCUGGAAACUCAAGACCGAGUUGAACAAAAAUGAAUACAGCCAUGAGUUUGAUGCUUACAAUACUAAAGACAAAGUUGGUGUGGAGCUUACUGGACGAGCCCUGGCUAACUUCACCAUGCUAGACUCCCCGAUUGAAGUCCCUUUUUUACUCAAUGGUCCUAUCAAUGUAAUUGAUGCUUUGGAGAUGAGGGAUACUAUUGACCAGCCCCAGGAAUUCUCUAUGGUUGCUGCCAUAAAAUAUGAUAAGAACCAAGAUGUUCACACCAUCAACCUCCCAUUCUUAAACCUCCUGCCAGAACAUUUUGAGAAGAGUCGAAUAGUAAUUGUAACUUCAUUGGAAGCCAUACAGAGAGAACUGAAACGUAUCAAUAUUGAUCAGUUCAUGAGGAAAUACAGAACAGCCUUGGACAAAUUCUCACAGCAAGUUAAUGACCAGCUGAAUGAAGUCAGUUGGGAGAGACAAGUUUCAAACGCCAAGGAGAAACUAACUGCUUUCGCAGAAAAUUAUGGAAUUACAGAAAAUGAUCUAACAAUUGCAUUGGACAAUGCCAAAAUCAACUUUAAUGAAAAACUAUCUCAACUACAAACAUAUGUGAUACAAUUUGAUCAGUAUAUUAAAGAUAAUUAUGAUUUGCAUGAUUUUAAAAUAGCUAUUGCUAAGAUUAUUGAUCGAAUCAUUGAAACAUUGAAAAUUCUUGAUGAACAUUAUCAUAUCCGUGUAAAUAUAGUAAAAACAAUUAAUGACUUGGAUGUGUUUAUUGAAAAGAUUGAGUUUAACAAUAUGGGAAGUACAGUAUCCUGGAUUCAAAAUGUGACUGCUAAGUAUCAAAUCAGAAUUUGGGUACAAGAAAAGUUGCAGCAGCUCAAGACACAAAUUCAGAAUGUUGACAUCCAGCACCUUGCAGAAAAGUUAAAACAACAGGUUGAAGCCAUUGAUGUCAGAGUGCUUUUAGAUCGGUUGAGGACUACAAUUCCAUUCCAAAAAAUAAGGCAAAUUAUUGAGCAUGUGAAAUACUAUGUUAGAAAUUUCAUUGAAGGUUUUGAAGUAACUGAGAAAAUCAAUGCUUUUCGAGCCAUGGUUCACAAGUUAAUUAAAAUGUAUGAAAUAGACCAACACAUCAAGAUUUUAAUGGAGAAAUUAGUGCAGUUAGCCCACAAAUAUAAGUUGAAGGAGACUAUUCAGAAGUUGAUCAAUGUCUUACAACAAGUUGAGAUAAUAGAUCACUUUGAGAAAUUGGUUGGGUUUUUUGAUGAUGCUGUCACUCGGCUUAAAGCAUUGUCUUUUAAGAAAUUCAUUGAAGAAGUAAACAAAUUCCUUGACAUUUUGAUAAAGAAAAUGAAGUCCUUUGAUUAUCACCAGUUUGUAGAUAAAACCAAUAACAAAAUCCGUGAGGUGACUAAGAGAAUCAAUGGUGAAAUCCAGGCUCUGGACCUCCCACAAAAAGCUAAAGCACUAAAAGUAUUUGUAGAGGACAUCAGAGCUGUGAUCUCAGUCCAUCUGAAAAACCUAAAAGGCACCAAAAUAACCUUAUUUGUUGAUUGGUUACAGGAAGCUUUAAAUUCAACAUCUUUAAAUUACAUGAAAGUCAAAUUCCAAGAGACCCUACAAGAUAUACGAGACCAAAUAUAUCUAAUGGACGGUGGACAGAAAGUUCAGAAAUUCCUGUUGCUUGUAGGCCAAAUUUAUAACACACUUGUUACUUACAUUUCUGACAUUUGGAGUCUUGCUGCCAAGGGCUUUACUGACUUUGCAGAACGGUAUUCUAUCCAAGCCUGGGCUGAAUCCCUAAAAGCACUGGUAGAACAAGGGUUCACUGUUCCUGAAAUCCAGACCACCUUUGGGACCAUGCCUGCCUUUGAAUUCAGUCUCCGUGCCCUUCAGGAAGCUACAUAUCAGACUCCUGAGUUCAUAGUCCCCCUGACAGAUUUGAAGAUUCCAUCAGUUCAGAUAAACUUCAAAAAAUUAGAAGAUAUAGAAGUACCAUCCAAGUUUUCCACGCCAGAAUUUACUGUCCUCAACACCUUCCACAUUCCUUCCUUUACAAUUGACUUGGUAGAAAUAAAAGCAAAGAUCAUCAGAAUCAUUGACCAGAUGCUGAACAGUGAGCUGCAGUGGCCAGUUCCAGAAGUGUACCUAGGGGAUCUGAUGGACAUGGACACCAUUCUUGCUAGAAUCACUCUGCCAGACUUCGAUGUACCAGAAAUCACAAUUCGAGAAUUCAUAAUCCCAAAUCUUGACCUCAAAGAUUUUCAAGUUCCUGACCUUCACAUACCAGAAUUCCAGCUUCCCAGCAUCUCACACACAAUUCAAGUACCUACUUUUGGCAAGCUGCAUAGCAUUCUGAAAAUCCAAUCUCCCCUUUUCACAUUAGAUGCAAAUGCAGACAUUCAAAAUGUAACAACAUCAGUGAAUGAGGCAGGGAUUAUGGCUUCCAUCACUGCCAAAGGAGACUCCAAAUUAGAAGUUCUCAAAUUUGAUUUUCAGGCAAAUGCACAACUUUCAUAUCCUGAGAUGAAUCCACUCAUUCUGAAGGAAUCCAUGAGUUUCUCCAGCAAGUACCUGCAAACAGAGCAUAAGGGCGAAGUCCUAUUUUCUGGAAAUGCUAUUGAGGGAAAAUCAAACACAGUGGCAAGUUUACGCACAGAAAAAAAUACAAUGGAGCUUAGUAAUGGUGUGCUUAUCAAGGCAAACAAUCAGCUUACUCUGGACAGCAACACAAAGUACUUCCACAAAUUGCACAUCCCCAAACUGGACUUCUCCAGUCAGGCUGGCCUACACAAUGAAAUCAAGACCCUGUUUGAAGCUCAACAUGUAGCAUGGACUUCUUCUGGGAAAGGAUCAUGGAAAUGGGCCUGCCCCAAAUUCUCAGAUGAGGGGACCCAUGAAUCCCAAAUUAGCUUCACUGUGAGAGGACCCCUCACUUCCUUUGAAUUGUCUAAUCAGCUCAGUAGCAAGCACCUGAGAGUAAACCAAACCUUGGUUUAUGAAUCUAGCUUUCUCAAACUUUAUCAGUUGGAUAUCCAGUCACAAGUUGAAUCCCAGCAUGUGGGUCACAGUGUUCUCACUGCUAAAGGCACAGCACGGCUUGGAGAAAGGAAGGUCGAGGUAACUGGCAACCAUGAUGCUCAUUUAAAUGGAAAAGUUAGUGGAACUUUGAAAAAUUCUCUUUUCUUUUUAGCACAGCCAUUUGAGAUUACUGCAUCCACAAACAAUGAAGGCAAUCUGAAAGUUAGUUUUCCAUUAAAAUUGACAGGGAAAAUAGACUUCCUGAAUAAUUAUGCACUGUUCUUGAGUCCUCACGCCCAGCACGCAAGUUGGCAAGCCAUUGCCAGGUUCAACCAGUAUAAGUACAAUCACAGUGUUUUUGCUGGAAACCACGAGAACAGCACUGAGGCCCACAUGGGAGUAAGUGGAGAAGCCAACCUGGAUUUUCUAAACACUCCUUUAACAAUUCCUGAAACAACUCUACCUUACACAAAACUCAAAAUCCCCCAGGUGAAAGAUUUCUCCUUAUGGGAAAAUACUGGUUUGAAGGAAUUCUUGAAAACAACAAAGCAAUCAUUUGAUUUAAGUGUAAAGGCUCAGUAUAAGAAAAACAAAGACAAACACUCCAUCCCCGUUCCUUUGGACAUGGUUUUCGUGUUUAUCAAUCAGAACAUCAAGUCAUUCGAGAAGCAUUUUGAGAAAGUCAGAGUCAAGGCAUUGGAUUCUUUUACCAAAUCCUAUAAUGAAGCAAAAAUUAAGCUUGAUAAAUACAUAGCUGAAAAAUCCCAGAACAAGCAACCCAAGACCCUUGAGAUUCCUGGAUACACCAUUCCAGUAGUCAACAUUGAAGUAUCCCCAUUCACAGUCAAGAUGCUGACAUUUGGCUAUGAGAUCCCAGAAGGGGUCAGCACCCCAGAUUCUGGCUUCUCUGUGCCCUCACAUGCAGUAGUCCUGCCAUUCCCAGAGUUGCCAGCCCUUCAUGUCCCUAGGAAUCUUCUGAAGUUUUCUCUUCCAGUAUUCAAGGUAUCAAGUAUCCCAAACAAUAUUUUAAUUCCGGCCAUGGGCAAUAUUACCUAUGACUUUUCCUUUAAAUCAGGUGUCAUCACCCUGAAUACCCAUGUGGGACUCUACAACCAAUCCGAUAUUGUCGCUCAUUUCCUUACUUCCUCUUCCUCUGUCACUGAUGCACUGCAGUGCAAAUUAGAGGGCACCUCCAGUCUGACCAUGAAAAGAGGGUUGAAGUUAGCCACAGCUUUGUCUCUGAGUAACAAAUUCGCAGAAGGCAAUCAUGACAGUACCAUUAGCUUAACCAUGAAAACCAUGGAAGCUUCCAUGACAACAGCAGCAAAAGUUCAAAUUCCAAUUUUGAGAAUGAAUUUCAAGCAGGAACUGAAUGGAAAUACCAAGUCAACACCUACUGUCACUUCAUCCAUUGAAUUAAAGUAUGAUUUCAAUUCCACCAAGCUGCACUCUACUGCUUCAGGGACAGUUGAGCACAAGUUCAACCUAGAAAGCCUCACUUCUUACUUUUCCAUCGAAUCAUCCAACAAAGGAACUAUCCAGGGUUCGGUCCUUUUACGGGAAUAUUCAGGAAUGAUUGCCAGUGAGGUCAGCACUUAUUUAAAUUCCAAGGGUACUCGGUCUUCAGUGAAGCUGCAAGGGGCUUCCAAAGUUGAUGGUAUCUGGAACCUUGAAGCGAAAGAAAGCUUUGCUGGAGAAGCCACUCUCCAACGCAUAUAUGCCACCUGGGAGCACAAUACAAAAAACCACUUACAGCUACAGCCCCCCUUUUUAACAUUUGGAGAGCAUACAAGCAAAGCCAUCCUGGAACUCGCCCCAUGGAAACUGUUAGCCCUUGUUCAGGUUCAUGCAAGUCAGUCCGGUUCCUUCCUUGAUCUCAAUAACCUUGUCGAAGAAAUGUCCCUGAAUAUUAACACUGAGAACCAGAAGGCCAGCUGGAAAAGCGAGAUCCAGGUUCACUCCCUGUCUCUCCAGAAUGAUGUACAACUAUCCAAUGACCAAGAAGAGACACGCCUUGACGUUGCAGGAUCCUUAGAAGGGUACCUACGGUUCCUCAACAGCAUUGCCCUACCAAUUUAUGACAAGACUGUAUGGGAAUUUCUAAAGCUGGAUGUAACCACCAGUAUUGAUAGGAAGCAGUAUCUUCGUGCUUCUACAGCCCUUGUAUACACCAAAAAUCCCAGUGGCUAUGUGUUCUCUGUCCCCGUGCAAGAAUUGGCUGAUAAAUUUGUUAUUCCUGGACUGAAACUAAAUAAUCUGAACUUAGUUCUUGUGACACCUACGUUCCAAGUCCCAUUUACAGAUCUGCAGGUUCCAUCCUACGAACUUGAUGCAAGUGAAAUAAAAGUCUACAAGAAGCUAAGUACUUCGCCAUUCACCCUCAAUGUACCAGCACUACCCACAGUGAAAUGCCCUGAAGUUAAUGUGAUAACAAAGUAUUCUGAGCCAGGUAACUCCUCAGUUCCCUUUUUUGAAAUAACUGUGCCUAAAUUUCAGUUAACUGUGCCCCAGUAUACCUAUCCAAAAAGUAUUUCCUUUGGCAAUGCUGUUUUGGAUCUAAAUGAGAUGGCCAGCAAGAUUGCAGACUUCAGGUUGCCAGACAUCACUGUGCCUGAUCAGACCAUUGAGAUUCCCUCCAUUAAGUUCUCUGUACCUGCUGGAAUUCACCUUCCUUCCUUUGGAUCACUGACUGCACGUUUCGGAGUGGCCUCUCCCCUGUAUAAUGCUACUUGGAGUGCUGGUUUGAAAAACAAAGAAGACCAUGUUGAAAUGUUCCUGGAUUCCACAUGCAACUCAACCAUACAGUUCCUGGAAUAUGAUCUUAAAGCUGUGGAAACACUCAAGAUUGAAGAUGGCAUGUUAGUCAGUAAGGUGAAAGGAACAUUUUCACACCGUGACGUCAGCGCAGAAUAUAAAGAAGAUGGCAAAUACCAUGAUUAUCUGGACUGGGGAGGAGACGCUCACCUUGACAUCACUAGCCCAACGUUCACGGAUGUCCAUCUGCACUGCCAUGUGGGCGAGAAUAUGCUCUACUCUGCAGCCUCUCCAGCCAUAGGCACGGUGGCCAUGGACUUGGAAGACAAUGAGGAUUCCAUAAAAUUCAAUAUCUACUACCGCCCUCAGUCAUCUCCAGAUAAAAAACUCAGCAUAUUCAAAAUUGAGUCUAGGUUCCCUGAAUCUAGUGAGAACUAUGAGGUGAGAGUUAACUGGGAAAAAGAGGCUGUGUCUGAAUUUCUCAGCUCUCUGAAAGACAACGUGCCCAAGGCAGCAGGGACCCUUUACAACUAUGUCAACAAGCACCACCAGGAGUACACAGGACUUGAUCUGAGAGAGGCGUCUUUAAAACUUAGAGGAAGUCUUCAGAACACGGCUGAGCAGACCUAUCAAGGAGCACUGAGUCUGAUUGAUGAGGUGGACAAGACACUGGAACUCAAGAGGGUAACCAGAGGCGCUACUAGAACCUACCAGUGGUGGAAUGACAAGGCCCAGACUCUGUACCAGGAACUGUUGGAUCAGGAGGGCCGUGUCGAUCUCCAGAGACUCCAAAAUAAGGUGUUGGACAACCUAAUAGGAGUUACUAAGGAGUACAGUGCCAUAGUCACGCAUCUGCUUGACCUGUUCAUCGAUUACCUGAAGUUCACCAGACUCCAGCUCCCAGGAAGAGCCGGGACAUACACUUUAGAUGAGCUCUGCACUAUGGUCAUGAGGGGAGUAGGGAAGGCACUGUCCCAGGUGCAUUCAAACAUCCAUAGUGGGUUAGAAAUACUAUUUUCCUAUUUCCAAGGCCUGAUGGAGAAAUCUGAAUUAAUCAAGGACCUAAAGAUUAAAUUUCCUUUUGAGUCAGCAAGUGUUAAACUAACAGAUGAAACCUUAAUAUAUGGGAAACUGUUGAACUCUUCAUCACAAAGAGUCCAAAGGAUAUGGAAUGUCCUCCAAUCUAACAAAACUACAGAGAUACUAGGUGAUCUUCAGAGAUUUGCACAAGGUGUUUUCCAAUCCGUAGAAGAAGAAAUGAACCUCUUAAAGAAGAAGAAACUUACUAAUCUCAUUGAUGAGAUCCAACAGAUCAAAACAACCUUGGACAGUCAUAUUCAAUAUGUUUUUAGGUUCCUGAGAGAAUACUUGUACCUUGACUUUGGCAACUUUAAUGAAUUUGUUCAAAACAAACUUCAAGAAGCUUCUCAUGAGUUAGAGCAGAUCCAUCAGUACGUAAAGGCUCUUCUCAAAGAAUAUUUUGAUUUGGAUAUGGUCAGCUGGAGAGUGAAAUAUUAUGAAUUUGAAGAAAAGCUAAUCAACCUGAUCAAGAAGUUAGUAGAUGCCCUGAGGGAUUUCCAUUCCAAAUACACAGGCAGUGCUGAUGGUUUUGCUUCCCAACUCUCAAGUGACAUUGAGCAAUUUGUGCAGAAAGAUAUCCCGAAAUAUCUUAGCGUCCUUGCUGAUACAGAUGGGAAAAUAAAAGAAAAGAUUGUGGAGCUUUCUACCAGUGCCCAGGAAAUAAUUAAAAGCUGGACCGUUGCAAUGAAGAAAAUCAUUUUUGAUUACCACCGGCAGUUCAAGUAUAAACUACAGAAUUUUUCAGACCAACUCUCUGAUUACUAUGAAAAAUUCAUUGCUGCGUCUCAAAGAUUGAUUGACCUGUCCAUUGAAACAUACCACAUGUUUCUGAUAUAUAUCACUGAGUUACUACAAAAGCUGCAAUCGUCCACAGUCGAUGACAGGAGCCAUUACCAAGAGAUUGCUCCAGGAGAAUUAAUUAUCACCUUCUAA